AAAAACGUCAAAUAAGAGACACAAUAAAAAUAAUAAUGGUUCCAGUGGUGUUGUUGAUCAAAUGAUAAAUGAUGAAAUAUUGGAGACUAGGCCAAUACCUAAUGAUGAUAUGAAGGAAACUUUAUCGGAGGAACGCUUGUUGGAGUUUCAAGAGUUUUUAAAACGUGUCCAAACGUUGCAAAUGUCUCCAAGCCAGUCACAACAACAGCAACAACAAGAACAGAUGUCACCAUUAGUGGCUGAUAUUGAGGUUGGUGUGGAGCCAACGACUUUAAUGGAACUGGAUGAGCUAAAUGCUGUUUCAACUAGCCUUCAAAGUAGGGUCAACAAUAAGUCGACAACGAACAUUCGUGUUACUGUUGGCAUCGAUAAAGAUUUGGAAAUGAUACUUGAAAUGGAUCCAAGCAUCGUUGAUUUGGGUGAUAUUACCCUUAAAGAAACUACAGAUACGCGCGUUUUUGGUCUGCCUCCACUAGCGGGUGGCCCAACAUUUAAAACUGCAAUGCCAACAUCGCGUACACAAUUGAAGCUUCAACUGCAGCGCGAGCAGCAACAGCAGGAACAGCAGCAAAUACUAAUGCAGCAGCAACAGCAACAGCAGCUGCUACAUACGCAGGAUCAAACAAUGCUUAAUGCAUUCGGAAUGCAAACUGCUGGCUUUCAAUAUAACACAAUUGAAAGCAGUAAUCGAACCAGCGACUGUGGUAGUGGCAGCUCUUGCAGCCUGAAUCAACAUCAGCAUUCUCAGCAGCAGCAGCAGCAGUCAAUAACUCAGCUUGGCCAAAAGGAUAGGCUACCAGCAUCUAGUCCUGUUGCGCUUAAAGUACCUUUGCAGAGCAUAGGUGUGGAUGUGCCACCUCAAGUGCUACAGGUAAGCACCGUUCUGGAAAAUCCUACCAGAUAUCACGUCAUUCAGAAGCAAAAGAAUCAAGUAAGACAGUAUCUCAGUGAAUCGCUCAAGCCAUCUGUAUGGGAAUGCAACAAUUUCAAAAAUAAAACUGCUACUAACUCAGCUUCAACUGGCAAUUUACAAUGUGCUUCAGAGAUGAACAACAGAAAUGUUCAGAACGAAAGGUCAAACAGUUUCGGAGGUGGUGAUACUGCUUCGAAUAUUAUUGGAAAACACCUAAUGCAUUCCGAGGACUCAUCGCUUUUGUCGCCGUUUGGAGGUAAUUGUAGCUCCAGUUUUUUUGGAAACGAUUUGGAUGGCCAGAAUAUUGGGGAUCAGUCAAAAGGGUUAUUUAACAAAACCAACUUAAAUCUUAACUCGUCUAUGACAGGACGAACGUCUGCCAUUAUUAAUACUAUGCGUAGCUCCAAUUUUUCGGGCGCAGGUACAGCGAGCCCUCUGCAAUCAACGUCAGCUCCAAUGUCGCCCAGUCUAAGCUCUGUGGCAACAAGUGCAUCAGAGCUCCCUUCAUUUGACAGCGAUGCAGAAGAUCUCUUUGAUGACAUACUUCAAAACGAUUCCUUUAAUUUCGAUAAAAAUUUUAGUUCAGAGCUUUCUAUUAAGCAGGAACCACAAAAUUUGACUGAUGCGGAAAUAAAGGAUCGACAGAAGAAGGAUAAUCAUAAUAUGAUUGAGCGUCGGCGCCGUUUUAACAUAAAUGAUAGAAUCAAGGAGCUUGGCACUCUAUUGCCAAAAGGCAGUGAAGCGUUCUAUGAAGUUGUACGCGACAUACGCCCCAAUAAGGGGACAAUUCUGAAGUCAUCUGUGGAUUAUAUCAAAUGCUUAAAGCAUGAAGUCUCACGCUUAAGACAAAACGAAAGCCGCCAACGCCAAAUGGAACUACAGAACAGAAAGCUCAUAUCUCGCAUACGGGAAUUGGAAUUGCAGGCAAAAUCGCAUGGUAUUUCCCUCUCUGAUUACAAUCUGACAUCAGUAUCAGCACCCACGCCUGCCAACUCGUAUCUUAAGUGCUCCAGCCCGUCAUCUGUUGGCCAUAAUCGGCAUACAGCGACAUCCCUAAUGGAGGAAGUUAUUGAGGCCAAGCUUCCGUUGAUCAACAAUGAUGCUCCUGGUAUUAGUCUCAAUCAAAUUGAUGAGCUCAUGGAAGACUGUAAGCAUCCGGUCCAGGGAGGUGAUCCGAUGUUGUCCUCACAUAGCAGCCAUUCACCAGUUGCAACGCAACUUCAGUGCAAUAGAGAGGCUGCCAUUUACAUUGCCACAACAGCUGGUGUUCAUCAUAUGGGUACUGUAGAUAUGCAGCGCAGCAGCCGUGGUGAUAACAACAGUAACUGCUGUACCCAAUCAGAUCACUCGCAUUCGCAUUCUCACAGAAGACAAGGGCAUCAGCAAUCACAUUCACAUCAGCAUCACAGAGGUCAUAAUGAACAAAAUACGGCAUUUGGCAUGCUAAACGAUUGCGAUGGCUCUGGGCAUGAUCCGCUACUUUCUUCAUCGCAGCAAUCGCAUGGCCUUGUUGAUGUUGAUGACCAUCAGUCGGUGGACCUCUCUGCAGUGAUGAUAAAUGACCAUUCAUUAUCCUCUUUAGUAGAUGAAUCCCAUGGUGAGCCCAUGCUUUUGGCACCCGAUUCGCUAGAUAUUGACCUUUGAGAGAAUGCAAUCGCUAUGCAUCAUUACCAAUCAUUACCAAGUACAGCAAACGCAUCAGCAAAGUUCAAAAAUUUCAAGGAGUAGCUUAGUAUUAUUGCUUGCAUUGUAAAAUGCUUGACCAUAUAUUGAAAUAAGAAGUAUUAAUGAAAAUUUUAUUACAGUAAAGCAAUUGUUAUAUAUGUCGUAAGUCACAACGCAAUCAAACAUAUGUGUGUACAAUGUGUCUAAAUA
Drosophila hydei is the source of this 2788-nucleotide messenger RNA. It is a transcript of the gene Mitf, whose product is annotated as microphthalmia-associated transcription factor. Gene Ontology annotation, biological process: regulation of transcription by RNA polymerase II. Gene Ontology annotation, molecular function: protein dimerization activity; RNA polymerase II cis-regulatory region sequence-specific DNA binding; DNA-binding transcription factor activity, RNA polymerase II-specific. The record is from RefSeq and is a predicted model, not a curated record. Gene Ontology annotation, cellular component: nucleus. The coding region runs from base 62 to 2557 and encodes 831 amino acids. NCBI's taxonomy places the organism in Eukaryota, Metazoa, Arthropoda, Insecta, Diptera, Drosophilidae. The transcript has 9 exons.